AUGCUCCGACUACCUGCCUCCCAUGUUCGGGCCACUGGCUUUGUCAACAGGCACACCACCCUCAACACACACCGUGCAGCUUACACCCCGCUGCGCAUACACUUACGACAUGCGUCUCAGUCAUCCAAAGCCCCGGCCGUGCUACCACCACAUUCCAAGCUGCCUCUCAGAGUUCUUUUGCGAUCACUUCUAGUUGCAACAAUCUCCUCCAACGGCUUCUUGCUGACGCCGGCCCUGGGAGUCCUCAAGUUCCUCAACGACUCACCUAGGUUCUGGGUAUUCAAUGUCGAGAAGAACCCGUUGCUACAUGGCUUGAUGAAAAAGACUAUGUACAACCACUUCUGCGCUGGCGAGAAUGAAGCCGAGGUCACGUCUACCAUCAGCGAGAUUAAGCGGAUGGGUUUCCGAGGGGCCAUUCUCACCUACGCGCGGGAGAUUGUUGUUGACAAUCGGACAGAGGAGGAAGUUGGCAAAGGCAUGGUGGAUUCAAAGAAGGAGACAGAGGUUGAGAAGGAUUCGGGUAUUGAGGCAUGGCGAGAAGGAGUACUGACGACCGUUGAGAUGGUUGGCGAAGGUGAUAUUCUGGCUCUCAAACUCACGGGCGCGGGACCGGCUGUGUCAGAGACACUGUCAUCUGGGAAACCUCUGCCCAAGCAAAUGGCGGAAGCCCUCGCUGAAGUAUGCUCCCGGGCUGUCGAAAGAAAGGCCCGCAUCUUCGUCGACGCCGAGCAGAUCAAGGUUCAACCUGGAAUCGAUGCAGUGGCACUCGAUCUCAUGCGCCAGUUCAACACAAACGGCAGAGGCGCUGUAGUCUACAACACCUACCAAGCUUACCUCAAAGGCACACCAGACGUACUCGCAAGACAUAUGGAGAUAGCCAACAAGGACAACUUCGUACUUGGAGUCAAGCUUGUUCGCGGCGCGUACAUCAGCUCCGAGCCGCGCCAGCUUAUCAACGACACCAAGGAAGAUACGGACGAUUCCUACAACUCUGUCGCCAACGGACUCCUGUCUCAGAGGUACCGGGACUUUGGGAAGGAUGGGGGAGCCAAGUUUCCUGAGCUUGAGCUGUUUCUCGCAACGCAUAAUAAGCAAAGUGUCCUCUCAGCCAACGAGCUGCAGCAAUCUCGAGUUGAGAUGGGACAGCCGUUGACAAAGAUCCAGUACGGACAGUUGCUGGGCAUGGCCGACGAGGUCAGCUUCGGUCUGUUACAACUAGCGGAUAUCACAGCCAAGGAAAAGGGGGCAAAGGGAAUGGCACCGAUGGAGGUCUAUAAGUGCUUAAGUUGGGGCUCAUUGGGAGAUUGUCUUUCAUAUCUUCUGCGACGGGCGGUUGAGAAUCGGGACGCUGUCUCACGAACGAAAUCUGAGUGCAAUGCUCUGAAGACAGAGGUGUGGCGUAGACUCAAGAGUACUGUAUCGUCUUAA
Colletotrichum gloeosporioides is the source of this 1428-nucleotide messenger RNA. Its product is annotated as putative proline dehydrogenase. The transcript has 2 exons. Gene Ontology annotation, molecular function: proline dehydrogenase activity; FAD binding. Bases 1 to 1428 code for a protein of 475 amino acids. Gene Ontology annotation, cellular component: mitochondrion. The record is from RefSeq and is a predicted model, not a curated record. Lineage: Eukaryota; Fungi; Ascomycota; Sordariomycetes; Glomerellales; Glomerellaceae.